This is a messenger RNA of Musca vetustissima, 1422 nucleotides long. RefSeq names its product myeloid differentiation primary response protein MyD88 (gene Myd88). The record is from RefSeq and is a predicted model, not a curated record. NCBI's taxonomy places the organism in Eukaryota, Metazoa, Arthropoda, Insecta, Diptera, Muscidae. Gene Ontology annotation, cellular component: plasma membrane. Gene Ontology annotation, biological process: MyD88-dependent toll-like receptor signaling pathway; innate immune response; positive regulation of canonical NF-kappaB signal transduction. The transcript has 5 exons. Bases 1 to 1422 code for a protein of 473 amino acids. Gene Ontology annotation, molecular function: Toll-like receptor binding; TIR domain binding.
AUGGUGAUGAACAUAACAUUGUCCAGUUCCAAUAUUCAUCAAAGCAACAUGAGUGGAGGUUCUAUCGAUUCGCCAUCAUCGCCAUUUGGAAAUGAAGCAUUUACUUUCCAAGACGUUCCAUUAUCAGAACUAAGUAAAGACACUCUAAAGCAGCUAUCUGAUCUGUUAAAUUCUAAAAAAAUUUUGCGGUCUGAAGAGGGUUAUGAUCGUGAUUGGAGAGGUCUUGCAUAUUUGUCAAACCAAAAAUACUUAUGCGAUGAGAAUAGUAAUAGUGGAGAUGACCCAAUGAGUAAAGUUAUUCAACUUUGGUGCAAACAUUGCCCAAAAACUGCAACCUUUGCGAAUCUUGAAAAAUUUUUAGGCAUAAUUGAUCGCUGGGAUGUCUGUGAUGACAUAUAUGAAAAUUUGGUUCAUGAUGCAAAACUAUACCAAAGCAAAAUUCAACAGAAAAAAGAUGCCGUAGACAAUGUCGAAAAUCCUGUCGACAUCAACGAUGAUUUCUGCCAUGGAUCUGACCCAAAUGUUUUAACCAUUGACGAUGUUCAACGUGCAAAGGAAAGAAAACCGCCGCUGAUAUAUGAUGCAUUUGUUCUAUAUGCACCUGACGAUUUUGCUUAUGUUACUGAAAUGUUAACGAAAUUGGAGGAUAAGGAUAAGUUUAAGUUAUGUAUUCGAGAUCGGGAUUUGCUGGCAGGAGUUGGAUUCCAGCAUGUUGCUCUGACAAAAUUGAUUGAAGAAAGAUGCAGAUACUUAAUAGUGCUUCUAACAAAUGCAUUUCUGAGAAGCGCCGAAAAUAAAUUCUUUGUGGAUUAUACGCAGGCUUUACAAAUCGAACACAAAACUCGAAAAAUUAUUCCACUUUUGUAUGAGAACAUUGACAUACCAAGGACUUUAAACAUAUAUACCCAUUUACGUUACAGUACGACUUCAAUCGGAUUUUGUGAUUACUGGACCAAACUGGCUAAUUCCAUACGUAACGUGAAUAUGACAGCAGAGAACGCCACCAAUUCAACUGAUUAUAGAAAAGAUGUGCAUAGUAAUACGACGUUAACACCCAACCCUCCAGUCCUUACAGCCCCUACCCGAAAGGCAGUAUGUAACAUACCCUUACCAAGUAUAGCCAUCAACGGACAAUCUGUUUCCAAUACAGAUAAUGACCGUGGUGUGAAGAAGGCAGAGUAUCCCAAAUUUCGUGCGCUGACAUUGCGCAACCAUAAAAGUAGCCGCUUAUCGAAUGAAUCGUCGGGAUUGCGCAACGCUCAUUCAACUGGACAAUUACAUACUUCGUAUGAGAACAACAAUACCACAAGUUUGUCCAAUAUUUCUACUACUAGCGAAAAGAAAAAGAAAAACAAGUUUACAAAAAUUCUUGGCAAAGUUUUACCACGCAGCAACUCUAGACUGCAACAGCAAACAAACUAG